AUGGCAACCAGAGCCUUGGAGGAGCUGGACGGAGGCCUGGGCAGCUGCCAAAUGGAUGAGGACCUCUCUGCACUGGCUGACCCUUGUCCUGGCCGGCCCCAGGAGGACAGUGCGCAAGCUACAUCCAGGUUGGCUGACUCCAGCAGCCAGUCCCACGAUUCUCAGGAGCGAGUGACUGAGGGCAGCCCCACAGGCAGUGUGGACACCAAGCCCAAGAAGACAGAAAAGGAGCCUGUGUCCAAAGUGACCUCAGGAACCGGGAAGGAGAGGCUGAAAGCAGGAGCAACCCCCCGGAGCCCCGCACGGAAGAAGGCGCAGACCGCACCGCCCCAGCAGCCGCCGCCGCCGCCGCCGCCCCCGGCCCUGAGCGAGCAGCUGCCCUGGGGAGACUUGACGCUCAACAAGUGCCUGGUGCUGGCCUCGCUAGUGGCGCUGCUGGGCUCCGCCUUCCAGCUGUGCCGCGAGACUGUGGCUGGGGAUGCAGAAGCCCCUGCACCUGUCCCUGAGUUGUGGGUCUCAUCAAGCUCGUCACCCAAGGGGCCAGCGUCACCCCUGCCAAAGCCUGAGGCCUGGGCCCCCCUAGUGAGGCAGCCUGAGCCCCCCUCGAAGGUAGAGGAAAGGGUCCAGAUUCCUAGGAGCGGAGAGGCUGCAGAGAAGGACGAAUGGGAGUCUGGAGAAGCCGCUGAUGAGGAGCAUGCGCCCCUCGCAGGCCGAGGGCCCAAGGAGAGGGUGAAGAAGGAGAGGCCCUGGAAGGAGAGGCCCUGGAAGGAGAGGCCACGAAAAGAGAAGCCACGUGGUGCCAGGGAGCCCCGCAGAGCCCUACCGCGACGCUGGGAGGCCCGUGAAGGGGGCCAUCGACCUUGGGGGCAAGACUCUGGAGCCCCCGAGGAUAGGAAGAGGCAGGCCUGGGUCUCCCCGCGGCGCCCCGACAAGGAGGACCGGCCUCCGGGCCGCCAGAAGCGCCGUGCCGGCAAAGGCCGGGACUGA
This is a messenger RNA of Rangifer tarandus platyrhynchus (Svalbard reindeer), 987 nucleotides long. The record is from the annotation of a GenBank genome assembly. NCBI's taxonomy places the organism in Eukaryota, Metazoa, Chordata, Mammalia, Artiodactyla, Cervidae.